AUGGGAUCAGGAAGCCAGGCCAGUGAAGAAGACAUUGACGCUGUCUUGAUUGGCCGAGAUGAUGUCAGUGAUUACAAUCCGGGGCAAUUGCUGCCCGAGCUUCCAGAGGUCAUCGCAAAGAUUCGAGCCUGGCUGCAGCCAACAGCAUACGACAUUGCUGGGGGAGAAUACCGCAGGCACUUGUCGUCUCACGUUGCCGGCACAGGGCACUGGCUCACUUCAAGUAAACAAUAUCAAGAAUGGAUGACAAAUGAAGAGCAUGGAAUGCUCUGGAUCAAGGGCAUUCCAGGAUCUGGAAAGUCGAAGCAACUGAAAAAGUAUGUGGAAGAGAAUCGAUCCCUUGACAGCAUAUCUCCGGAAACUAUGUGGAAUCACUUGCGCCUAGCCUUUGUUGGUCUUCCUGGAAAAGUCUUCUGCGUCGCUGAUGCACUUGAUGAGAUGGAUCGUGGCAACGAGGGGUUCCUCAAGACACUUGGAGACAUUAGCCAGUGGCGACCAAAGACGGUCAAGUUCUUGAUCACCAGCCGUCCAGUGUCAAGUGUAGAAGAAGCCUUGGUUGAUGUUGACAUUUCAACCUAUGUCCAUUUCGCUCUAUCAAGAUCUAAUAUCCCAGAGAGUGAUUGGAAAACGAUCGCAGAUGCAGUCCCAGGCCGUGCGAAUGGUUUGUUUCUCUACGCCAAGCUAGCCAUGGAUGCGUUUCUCGAGCCAAACGUCGAUAUCAAUACAGUUCUCUUGAAACUUCCAACAGAUUUGAACGCCUUAUAUACCGAUCUAUUGAGCGAGCAUGCAAAAAGAUCUGGUGUGCCGGGUAACAUCCAGCACCUCAUUUUGCAAUCCGUCACUCAUGCUACCCGCCCCUUGCGACUGCUCGAGCUGGCAGAAAUGAUCAGGAUCAGCAUGUUUAACGACUCCAAAUGGGAUAUAAAAGCUACCAAGGGACUCAUCAGAGCUGCAUGUGGCCCGUUGCUGGAAAUACUACCUGAUGAAACAGUUUCGGUUAUACACCACUCUUUUACUGAAUACCUUAAGGGCACUACACGACCGGGCGAGGGCCAGCACAUUGGGUAUCCUUGUAUUCUGUACUUGAAAUCUGGAUGCUUAAAUUCCAUCACCCUUAAGACGGACGAAGAAAUAGCCGACAUGCCACGCACCCAACUUCAGUACCCAUUCUUUGAAUAUGCGGCCAGCAAUUGGUACCAGCAUAUUGCAAAAUCUGAAGCUGCCGGCCAGGAUCAGAAAGAGAUCAACGCGAAACUUGACGAACUAUUUGGACUCGAUAACAAUAUGAGGGCAUGGCUCCAGAUGAGGUGGCCAGAAUACAGCCUGGGCGCUAGAAGUGUCACACAGCUUCAUAUCGCCGCCAAAAAAGGCCUGGUAUCAUACGUGAAAGAAUUACUUGGAAGCUUCGACAUAAACGUGCCGGAUUUCUACGAUAGAACACCUCUUUGGUGGGCUGCUUCUGAGGGACAUGCGGAAAUUGUUUCGAUAUUGAUAGAAGGCGGUGCAGAUCCAGAUCGACCUGACAGUUACUCUGGCCGCAGGCCUCUUCAUGUAGCGGCCAGCCACGACCACCCUGAAGCCGUAACAACGCUACUGAAAGCCGGGGUCAGCCCUUCAACGAAAAAGACUCUUGAAAAUCCUUGGUUUAGGAGUCGUCGUUCCCCAUCAAGCAUUGGCGACACGCCGGUCCAGUAUGCUUGUAAUGGGCAUUUCAAGGCACUAGAAGCAUUUCUACCCUUUAUAAGAGACGAUUUAGAUUUGAUGCACCGUGCCUUGGCGUGGGCGGCCGGAUUGAGAUCAUCAAAAUGCGUUGAUUUGCUGCUUCAGCAACAGGGCGUGGAUAUCAACAAAACCAUUGACGGCCAGACGCUACUUUAUAGAGCUUGUGAAGCAGUUGAUGAAGGGAUGGUAGCAAUGUUAUUGAAGGCUGGAGCAGAUGUUAGCAUUAUAUGCGAUGCUGGUGAUGAUGCGACUUGGCGAUGGAAAUAUUCGCAGGAUGAGCCCGCCAAACUGACCUGCUUAUUUGCUCUUUGUAAUCGACACGGCAGUGAAUAUUACAACGACAAACUGCAAGUUAUAUUCAGGCUUUUGGUCGAGGCCGGAGUUGACAUUCACUACCGGACGCCAUUAGGUGAAACAGCAUUACACAACGCCGCUCAUUGUCCUGUCCUCAUCAAGUUACUAUUAGAAGCUGGGCUUGAUGCGAAUGCCACCGAUAUCGAUGGCGCAACUCCACUUCACUUUAUGCGCUCGGGAAUGGUUCCAUUGAUACCGUCCAUAGAACUCUUUGUUGAGCAAGGACAUGUUGAUAUCAAUGCUGCAAAGGAAUGCGGGCGAACGAUUCUUCACGAUCUUAUCCUCAAUGGUGACGAGCCAUCAACUAUGAGAUUCCUGGAAUAUGGACCAAACUGCAAUGCAGUUGAUAACAUGGGCAACACUCCAUUGCAUACUCUCAUGCAAGUACCUAAGCCAACGCCAGAAAUGGUCAAAGCCCUACUCGCUGGAGGAGUCGAUCCAAAUGCACGAAAUCACGACGGCAUGACUGCAUUACUGCUCUGGAAUCGAUCCAGCGACAGUCGGACGGAUAUUCUAGACAUGCUUCUCGAGGCGGGUGCCGAUAUCAACACGGUUGACAAGGAUGGAAACAACCUAAUCUUUCGAUCGCUCUCCGUUUUCUUGUUUAUGAAUGCGGAAGAUCCACACAAAGAUAUUAAAUAUCUUAUCGAUCGAGGAGUUUCACCGUUUCAACGCAAUUUCCGCGGCGAAACAGCUCUCCACUACGCCAUGAGGUGCCCCCACGCCUAUGAGUCGAGACUUAUGGCCUCCAAUCCUGUGACGAGGGUUGAUUUCCUCAUUAGUUUAGGCCUCGACGUCAAGGCUGUUGACUAUAACGGAAAUAACCUCCUUCAUACAGUUGCCGUGUUGGAUGUAAACCACAGCUCUUAUGAAGGCCCGCGGUUACUGGACCUCUGGGAGAAGCUUCUCGCUCUGGGCUUAGACUUGGAACAGAAAAACCAUGCCGGCCGCACGCCACUACACUUCUUAUGCGCAUACAGUAAUCGUUGGUUGCGCAUGCCGUCGGGGGAGACCAUGCCCAUUGAUCUCGUCAUUUCCCGAACGAAGAAUGUCAAUGUCCCCGAUGAUGAUGGCAUCGCCCCUCUACAUCUAGCUGUAUCUACUUGCGGGGAGGUGUAUGCCAAAAAGCUGAUUGAAGCUGGCGCGAAUCCUCUGGUUUCUACUCAUGAAGGGCUCACUCCUCUUCAUCUUGCUGCGCGGGGCAGAGACAGCAACAAUGUCGGCCUACUAUUAGAUGCACUAAGGAAACGACAACAAGGCCUACCAGAUAUUGAUAUCACACAGUCAGGACAAGCUAAUAGUUCAACUUUGAGCAAAAUGAAUGACCGCCGGGCAGUAAUGGGCGUGAAUGCGAAAGUAACAACUGAUUCGGACGCUUAUACACCUCUUUACUACGCUUGUAGGUCUGGGAGACCUGAAACAGUGUCUCUGCUGUUGGAAGCCGGAGCUGAUGCUAAACUCAAAGGCAUCUUCGAAGGUUGUCUUGAAUUUGAAGAGGAAUGCGAACGAUGGAAGCAUCCUCGUCCGCAACAAGAUGGUGGCGAAUACCAAUACAAGGCAGCUCUAAAACUGCGUGACCCAUACCGCCAUAUAGCGAGGCUCGAAGAGAUUGUUGACAUGCUUGUCGAGCAUGGAGCCGAUAUUUCUUUGCUUGUAAACCGUCCUGGGAGACACAAAGAAGGCAUCAUCAACACAGCUGUCGAGAAGCAAAGGAAUUAUACGGCUGCCUGUUUGAUGCACGCUCUCGACACGAGCACUACCGAAGGGCUAGAUGAGCUCACAAAGUUCGCCCAAGUUGCGCGUCGCCAUGAGCAAGAAGCUGCAUUUAAGGCCUUGACAUCUUCAGCCCUUAUUCGUCCCGGAGACAAGGAUCAAUCCGUGCCAUUGAAUUUUGUCACGCGGUUUUUGAUUCGGAGAGAGUAUCAUCUGUUAGAAGAACUUUCUCGGCUGGGAGCGACAUUUCUUCCUAAAUUCACUCCAGGUGUUGACUACGUGCCAAACGAGAACGCCACCCUGGAACAUCUUAUAAAGCUUGGCUUCACGUCGCUUGUUGACAAGAUAGCGACCAUUGAGACGGAGGCACAGUUAGAAAAGGGAGAAUGGCAUGCGUUUGGUGACAAAACAAGGCCGGGUUUGUUCUUCUCAAAGAGGGAUGGUACUUCAGCUUCUUUUUCGCCAUUCCUUCUUACCGCUGUUCAGAGGGAGUUGCCGAACAUGGAUAUGGUGCGAUUGCUUGUUGAGAAAUUUGCGGUCAACAUCAAUGAGACUGAUACAGACAUGGAAUCCGCUCUCUUUUGGGUCGCACGAGGUAACUGCUGGUGGCAAGUCCACCAAGCAUUGCCUUAUCUGCUUGAUGCUGGCGCAGAUAUUCAUAUGCGAAAUGCAAAAGGGAAGACGCCACUCCAUAUGGCUCUCCAAGGAGACGGCGAAUAUCUAGGACCAUUUAACUGGGACGCAGCCAAGAUACUGAUCGAAAGAGGAGCGGAUGUCAAUGCGGUCGAUAGUCAGGGCCAGAGCUGUCUCGCGUGCGCACAGCAUAACGUUGACAUGGUCAAUCUUCUUGUCAAGCAUGGAGCAAUUGUCACACUGGACUCGAUUUUUGGCGCCAUUGAGUCCGGCAAUGCAGAAGUUCUGCAAGCGCUCUUAUCUAGCGGUAUAAGCCUAAAUGCUCUUGGAGACGCGCCGCCCAGGGAGGAAGACGAGAGGAGGAGGAGGAAGGGCCUUAAAGUGCCGGAGACACAUAAAGAGUUUCCACUGCAUUAUGCCGCCAGAUAUUUGAGCUUGAGUUGGACUAACUCGAACAGUUUUUGUCGGGAACUCCCCGCUAGAAUGAAGAUCAUUGAGAUACUCAUUCAGCAUGGAGCUGAUCCGUUUGCAAAAUUCCUCAAAAAGGACAAAAGGCCCGAAGACAAGUCCAGUCUCUCAGAGACACAAAUCGCCACUAUCGAUGUGCCUAAAGGCUGGAGUGAAUGUACCCUAUUACAUGAGGUACUUACUUCAGAUAUAAUAGCAGAUCCGUUUCUUCAAAUUCCAAAUCUCGACGUCAACUAUCGAGAUGCCAAAGGCCGCACUCUUCUCCAUGCGAUCUGCCAUAAUAAGGGUGGCUAUCAUGAUGGUGGUGGCCCUGAUCAUAUCAUCGGAUCAGACACGAAUAAGGACGUGAUUACGCCAGAGGAGCGAGUUAGCUCAUUUGAGCGACUUUUGUCUCUCGGUGCAGAAUUGGAGGCGACAGAUAACUUUGGCCGAAACGUCAUUCAUUAUAUGUUUGCUGGUGGUGAAGAGCACACUUAUUAUUUUGGCUUGUUCCGGAAAUCCUUGGCCUAUAUUCUUGAAGAGGCCCCCAAUUUGAUGAACCAGGCGGAUGGAAAUGGCGAUACUCCAUUUCACUAUGCCGUAAGACGGGACACUGCCGACGAAUUAGACAUGCUGUUGGCGGCGGGAGCAGAUCAUACAGUUGUCAACAAUAAGGGAGAAACUCUACUACAUAUAUUGAUAAAGAGUAUUUCUCAUCUGGCUUUACGCAACUUCUUUCACACCUUGGUUGAUCGAGGUAUUGAUAUAAAUGCUCGCAACAACCGUGGGGAGACGGCAUUGUUUUCAUUCUACAGUUUGCCAAAGACGGAGCGUUGGCUUGGUUUAGACGAUAGCGACAAACCUAGACCUGAACUUGUCAAGCCAAUGCUGGAGAAUCUAGGUGGCGACUUCUUUGCUAGGGAUAAUCGAGGCCGGGGUCUCUUACAUGCCGCUGCGGCCGGGGAUGUCGAACGAUUUCAGGAGCUUAUGGAUAUAGGGCUCGAUCCCAUGAUGGAGGAUAGCGCCCAGCAGACGGCGAUUGACGCGGCUGCUGCGUGUGGAAACAGAGAUGUUUUGGAGCUAUUUGAGAAGAAGGAAUAA
Trichoderma breve is the source of this 5970-nucleotide messenger RNA. RefSeq names its product ankyrin repeats (many copies) domain-containing protein. NCBI's taxonomy places the organism in Eukaryota, Fungi, Ascomycota, Sordariomycetes, Hypocreales, Hypocreaceae. The record is from RefSeq and is a predicted model, not a curated record. The transcript is spliced from 7 exons. Bases 1 to 5970 code for a protein of 1989 amino acids. Gene Ontology annotation, molecular function: protein binding.